Cladocopium goreaui is the source of this 4845-nucleotide messenger RNA. Lineage: Eukaryota; Dinophyceae; Suessiales; Symbiodiniaceae. The record is from the annotation of a GenBank genome assembly.
AUGUUCGACGUGGUGGAAGUUCGCUGGCCUUCGGAGCCCUUCAUUUGGCGUCGUGCGCGGAUAUGGGACGUGAGCAAUGAAGGUGUCACAUGCUUCUUCGAUGAUGGCUCGGUGAAUGAGAUUGUCUUCGCCCAUGAGGAUGUGCGCUUCUUGAGCGAGGAGGAGGUUGAUCCAAACUUCCGCCCUGAGCCAGGUGAUCUCGUGGAAUACGAACUUUUGCCCACGCAAUUCUCCUCUGGGGGAUGGGCUGUAGCCAAGGUCCUCGGGCACACUGACUGCCUGUGGCACCUCCAUACGCCCGAGCGCAGCGAACGUAGCGAAUUGGCCGGGGAGGUGUUGAUGCCCUUGUCACGGUUAAGACCCAACAUCACACGAAACAUCUGCGGGCUGCAAAGGGAGGAGGCCUUUGUGCAGAACAAUUUGCUGUCAGAAAAUGCCUCCACCUGUUUUCGACGGAUUGAAAGUCUGGCUGUGGGCUUGCAAGACGGCAGAGAGAGCCCUGAUCUCCUUCGAAUCCGACAGGUUGGGCUGGAGCCCAAGGUUCUGGCAGUGGGCACUUUCAAGGCUGUUCAACGCGCCAAGCUGCUGAUUCCAUCGAUGCUGCACCAUCAUAGAAAAGGCAAGGUUCUGGAGGACGCCUGCCAAAAGAGGGAAGAUGCCUUGGCCCAGAGGAGCAUGAAGAAGAUUCGGGAAGGAUGGGACCGCACCGAAGCCAACAUGCCUCAGGGCGUGGUGAAAGAUGAGUUUUUCCUGGACGUGGCCCACGUUGGGCGAUUUGUUGGCAAAGGUGGCAGCAACAUCAGGUCGUUGCAAAGCCAAUUCAACGUCAGCAUUUUCAUCUUUGAUGAAGAUGACACCAGGAAGCGGGUGCUGGUUCUGGGGCCCAACCAGGAGGCCGUCUCUGGGCUUCGCAGGGCCUCGGAGAUCAAGAGCCGCGUGCUGCAAACGGACAAAGAGACCAGGAAGUGGUUGUUGUGGAGGUCCAAAGUGGUGGACACCAUCAAGAAGAUGUGUAGCCUCAUCAAUAUCCAGGUGGAGGAGCAUGAGGUCAUCAUCACUGGGACCCCUGAGGCCUGUGAGAACGGCCUGAAGUUUCUACAGGCGCAGAUCCAGUACUUCCACACGCUCCAAAAGUUGGAGACGACCAAAGUUGAACUCAUGAAACAGCUGGGUGAGGGGCCAGAAGUGGUGUGGCCCCUGCAGUUCGAACGGACGGAACGUCGGCCCUCCCGAGCCACGACACCAAGACACAUGUCUGGUUGUGACUGCCGUGAUUGCGGCCAGAAAGCGCAACGUGCGGAAAUGGCCCUGUGCGAAAAGUUAUGGCGAGCUGUUGGGGAAGAGCGACCUGCAGCCCUGGCAACUUGGCUGCAGAUGUUGGCCGAGAGGUAUCCCAAGCUCCGGGACUUUUUCGUGGAUCGCCUGGGUGUUAGCACCACCUUGUCUGUGGCGGGUUGUGUUGAGGCACUGCGCAGCCUCCGAGGCCGUUCAUCAGAGAAGCUGCUGAAACUGGCAGCAGGUCUGUUGCUGCAAGUGCAGGAGGUCUUCAGUGCAGAGGCCAACGAGGUUGAGAUCGCCGCUUUGCGACAGGAGGAACUCUUAGCAGUGCCUGGUAGCGAUGGCCUGCGCCGGGGAGCUUGGCUUCCGGAGGCCGAUGACUCUGCGCUGAAAUUGGCCGAGCUGAGUGUCGAAGGAAUGACCUGUGCAGCCUGCAGUGGGGCUGUGGAAAGGGCACUGAAGCAGAUGAAUGGUGUGGAACAGGUGGAGGUGAACUUGCUGCGCGCCCGUGCGCAAGUGCACUUCCUGGAGGGGACAGCUACGGCUGAGCAACUGGUAGAUGAGAUUGAACUGAUCGGUUUUGAUGCCAGUAUUUUGAGCGUGACAUCCGCCACUUUGGGCACUGGAACAGCCCCAAAUCGCCGAGUAGAGCUCUCUGUGCAGGGCAUGACGUGUGCUGCUUGCAGCGGUGCGGUUGAAAGGGCCCUGCGCAACGCGCACAGUGGCAUUCUGGACGUUCAGGUGAACCUGCUGCGUAGCAAGGCGGUGAUUCGAUGCACUGCAGAGGCCCCGUCUGCUGAAGCCAUGGCCGGAGAAGUGGAAGAUUGCGGCUUCGAGGCCAAGGUAAUCUCGGAAAAUGAUGAGGCGACCCCUGUAGGGCAACGACUGCAACCGGAGACCGCGAAGCUGCACGUGCAGGCAAAUGAUCCUCAGGAGGCCCAAGUGGCACUGGAAAAGCUCGAAAAGAUGCCGGGCAUCCUCAAUGCAUCGAUGUUCAGGAGCUGCUGCCUUCGCAUCAGCUACCGCCCAGAUGAGUUGAAGCCCGGGGAGAUCCUCCGGUCCUCACCGGAGCUGGAACACUUGGCUCUGCUGCCGUUGGAGUCGGCGUCUGCAACCGAGAGCCUGAAGAGAGAUCUGGGAUGUGCACUACCACCGACUCUUUUGAUAAUUGCGCUGGUCUUCAUUUUGCCCCUCACAGGUUCCAGGUUUCUGGACUUCGAUUGUGGCAUCCCGGGGCUCAGAGCAGAGACGCUUCUCCUCUUCUGCCUGGCCACCCCGGUGCAGUGCUACUGUGGGCGUCGCUUCCACCGCGCCGCCAAGCGCGCCUUGAAGCGCAGGGCGCCUAACAUGGACGUGCUGAUCUCGACCGCCACGUGCUUGGCGUAUGGCUACUCCACCUUCAUGAUGGUCUUGUCUGUCGCCUUUACCUUCCUAGGUGAAGUCCAGGAGGGUCCACCCCCCCACUUCUUUGAGACGCCUUGCAGCCUCAUCACCGUGGUGUUGAUUGGACGCUUAUUGGAGGCUGCAGCCAAGCAACGUACCACGGAUUCCUUAGAUGAGUUGGUGAGGGCCAGCCCUCCCACGGCCAGGGUCAAUGGGGAGGAGCUGCCGAUCGAACUGGUUGCCCUGGGGGAUGUGGUCGAGAUCCUCCCUGGCGAAGUCGCCCCCGUGGACGGAGAGCUGCUGAGCUGGGACGAACCCAGCGGCACAUCGGGCGGGCAGCAGGGCUGGUCCACGGCGGCAGUGGUGGCCUUUGAUGAGUCUCUGCUUACAGGUGAGAGCCGGCCGGUUCCAAAACAUCAAAAGGACACAGUCAUCGGCUGCAGCCGCCACGUGGGUUCGAGCCCGUGCCGUGUCCUGGCCACUCGUGUGGGCAGCGGCAGCGCCGUGGCGCAAAUCGUCCAGCUGGUGGAGAAGGCCGCAGCCUCCGCCAGCACGGCGCCGGCUCAGCGCUUUGCCGAUGCGGCCGCCACGGUCUUCGUGCCCUGCGUGGUGCUGCUAGCGGCGCUCACUGCUUUGGUGUGGUUUUGUGGCCCGGAACAGCUAAGCAUGGUGAGUUCUGGAAGUGUGCGCAUGCCUUCAUCGCACCAUUGGUCCCAUGCCUUCUUGACAUGCGAGCAGAUGCUGUUUGCAUUGAAGUUUGGCCUUUCUGUGCUUCGCCUCAGUUGGGAAUCAUUGGGCAUAUCGGUGCUUCUGGUGGCCUGUCCAUGCGCCAUGGGCCUGGCCACCCCCACAGCCGUGAUGGUCUCCACUGGCGUGGCGGCGCGGCGCGGCGUGCUGGUGAAGAGCGCCGCGGCGCUGGAGCUGACGGACAAGACAGGCACCUUAACCUUGGGACGGCCCGGGAUGGUCUCGAUGGCCCUGAGAAGCUCCGCGCAGGCUACGCACGCAGCGCAGGAAGUGGCAAGCCUCGGAAGGCAGCUGACCACAAGGACAGCCACGAGCUCGACGGAUCGGAGCAUCGCGGUGGUGCAGUUAGAUCGAAAUGCGCAACCGGUGCCCUUCCAGGGCUCGGAGUCAGAGCUGCUUGGGCUCUGCAUCCUUUUGGCCGCCUCUGCUUCCCAUUCGGAGCAUCCCUUGAGUCGCGGCUGCGAAGAGGGUGCCGCCCAGGUCGCCGGCUGCACUGCUGCAAUGCUGCUGCAGGGGGCACCGGAAGUGUCGGACUUCGAAGUGCUGCUGGGGGUUGGGGUGAAAUUCCGCCUGGGCGACCUGAAGGUGUCCGUGGGCUUCUUGGAAUACUUGAGCAGUGAUUUGGAUGCCACGGACUGGGCACAAGGGCAGAGAAGUCGAGGAUGCAGUAUUGUGGCGGUACAAGCCAAUGGCAUCCUGCUGGGCAUGGCCGCGCUACGGGAUACCCUGCAUCCCAAUGCCUGGCAAGUGAUCCAGGAACUGAAAGACGCAGGCGAAGAGGUCUGGAUGUGCACUGGUGAUCAUAGCACCACUGCCGCGGCUGUGGCCGAUGAACUUGGGAUUCCUAUGAAGAAUGUCCGUGCGGAGUGUGCUCCAGCUCACAAGGCGGCCUUGGUGGCGGAGCUCCAGACGUCGGGGCGCCGUGUGGUCUUCGUCGGGGACGGCGUCAACGACGCCGUGGCACUGACCGCGGCGGAGGUUGGGAUCGCCAUCGGCGCCGGCGCCAGGCUGGCGCUGGAGGCGGCGGAUGUGGUGCUGGUGCGUUCGGAUCUGCAGGAGCUGCUGACAGUAAAGCAGCUGGCACUGGCUACGGUUUGGUGCAUCAAACGCAACUUUCUGUGGGCCUUUGUCUUCAACCUUUGCAUGAUUCCACUGGCUGCCGGGGUUCUUCAGCACAGAGGUAUCCAUUUGCCCCCUGCAGCUGCAGCUGCUGCAAUGGCCUGUUCCUCCAUUAUGGUGGUCUCCUCUUCCCUGCUGCUUCGCCGCUUCAAGCCCCGCCCUGGCCGCCACGGCCAUGGCCACGCCGCCGGCGGCGCGGCCACGCGGGAGGGGGCGCAUCGGAGGAGGCCCAAGGCGCGAGGCAAGAAAUACAUCGAGAUGCGUCCGUUGACCGCGGGUGAUGACAGCCCGCAAAUGGAUGCAGAUAGUGCUGUGUGA